GGUCCGCCACCCCUCCCCCCACACUGGCACUCACAAGCUUUCUUCGAAGGCAAUAGGCUCACUCUCCGGCGCAAACUUUCCUCCGAUUUCAGCGCUCAAAUCAAAAAACAUAGAAUAUGGCGGCAGAAUCUUCGUCUUCAUCAUCGUCAGAAGUAAAGACGGAGAGGAGAGGAAUUCCGGGAGCUCAAUUCGUUGAAGACGUAGAGACUUAUCUCUCUCAAGCAGGCCUUGAUGUCAACUCUGCCCUUGCUUUUCUCCAAGAAAGGCUUCAGCAGUAUAAGUUGGUUGAGAUGAAACUUCUUGCUCAGCAACGAGAUCUUCAGGCAAAAAUCCCUGAUAUUGAGAAAUGUUUGGAUGUGGUUGCCACUUUACAAGCUAAGAAGGGUACUGGUGAGGCUCUUAUUGCUGAUUUUGAAGUCUCUGAAGGCAUAUAUUCUCGGGCUCGCAUUGAGGAUAAUGAUUCAGUUUGUUUAUGGCUGGGAGCAAAUGUCAUGUUGGAAUAUUCAUGCAAAGAGGCCACUACUCUACUGAAAAAGAAUUUGGAAAAUGCUAAAGCAAGUUUAGAAGUUCUUAUAGCUGAUUUGCAGUUCUUGAGGGAUCAGGUGACAAUAACUCAGGUAACUAUUGCCCGUGUCUAUAAUUGGGAUGUUCAUCAACGAAGAAUUCGUCAAGCUACGGACACAGCUAAAGAUUCAUGAAACUGAAAAUAUCAUUCCUUGAUAUAGAGGUGGAGAGUAUGCUCCUAUUCUCGCAUUUCGUUGGUUUUGGUAAAUGGGUUGUCUGGUGUAUUUCCAGUGAAUCAAAAUUCCAUUUUCAUGGUUGCCCCGUAUCUUCACUUUCCCUUCCUAGGUUCUGGUUCAAUGAAGUGAAAAACUCAUGCUCAUGUUGCUGAGAGCAGUUUUGAUACAUAAUAGUAGUAGAACUCUUGUGCAUCAGAUGCAAUAGCUGUCUUCACUGUGAUUGUUAGUUCGUCAGGAGCGUUUUAUUGUCUGUAACUCCAUGGCAUCCAUCUAUAUUUUUUCAGUUUAAUUUAUGCACUAGUACUUGAAAUUUGUCUGC
Molecule: messenger RNA, 1059 nt
Organism: Theobroma umbraticum
Lineage: Eukaryota; Viridiplantae; Streptophyta; Magnoliopsida; Malvales; Malvaceae
Gene: PFD3
Product: prefoldin 3
Biological process (GO): tubulin complex assembly; microtubule-based process; protein folding
Cellular component (GO): cytoplasm; prefoldin complex
Molecular function (GO): tubulin binding
Source: RefSeq, a predicted model, not a curated record